AUGGUGUUGGCAUCGAAUAGGUCCCUACGCUUUCGCUUAGUGGUGUUGGGGUCAGUCGUGGUGGGUAUGACGGUGGUGAUGUGGACUAUUGCAGGUGUGUACUAUCGAGCCCAGCGAGGUUUGUUGGCUGCAUCGGGUGUGGCCUACACACUUGGUCUGAGGCAUGCUUUAGAUGCGGACCACAUUUCGGCCAUUGACAAUGUGACACGGAAGUUGAUGACAGACGGAAGAUAUUCGACUACGGUAGGUUUCUUCUUCUCAAUCGGCCACUCGAGUUUGGUUAUCGCGGGUUGUUUUGUUCUCUGGGCCACCGAGAGGGCGAUUGAGGAUGCUGCGACAAAUUAUAUGACAGUCCUUACGUAUGUCUCGUCAGUGUUUGCGAGCGUAUUUCUAAUCUUGAUAGGACUCAUUAACCUUGUCCAGCUCAUUAAAGUGAAGCGGGAACUGCAGCGGAUCAAGCGUGAGAAGGUGUAUAGGGAGGUCGACGAUCAAGCCUUCAAAGGCGUCGGUGGGGUGUUUACACGUUGCGCUGGCGGCAUCUUUAAGUCCGUCGAUCGCAGCUGGAAAAUGUUCUUCGUCGGUCUUAUCUUCGGUCUUGGCUUCGACACCACUGCCUCCGUUACUGCCGUCAUGACCACCGCUACUAGCCGCAUGUCUGACCGUCGCAUCAGCUUCGUGGAUGCACUCAUCAUCUCCAUGCUUUUUACUUGCGGCAUGGUUGCCAUGGACACGGCAGACGGCAUCAUGAUGCUGGGCACGUACAAGUGGAGCGACCGGAAGAUCGUGCGGCGACUCUUCUUCACUUACAUUAUAACCCUCAUCAGUGUUAUUGCAGCUCUCGUAAUUGGCGUCAUCAUUGGACUCCGGCUCAUCGUGGAUGCCUCCGACUGCACGGAAAACAACUUCUGCAAAUUCAUCUCCUUCAUUGACGCACAGUUCCAAUUCAUCGGUCUAGGACUCACCCUCUGCUUCAUUGCAGUCUGGGGCGGCGGCUACCUGUACUACCGACACUCUCACUGGUCUCUCCUAGAAGACCAAAUCGUCUACGCCAGCGAGACCUGCGCAUCUUCUCAGGCACUCGUUGCCGAUGGGUACACCCCCACAUAUUCAUGCACGCCCAAGAGCCAGAGCUCCUUGCAGCUGACGCAGUACGGGCAAGUGACACAGUACACUGAAGUCGUCACAGAAUGGCCCUGA
Molecule: messenger RNA, 1197 nt
Organism: Gregarina niphandrodes
Lineage: Eukaryota; Apicomplexa; Conoidasida; Eugregarinorida; Gregarinidae
Product: high-affinity nickel-transport protein
Exons: 1
Coding region: 1-1197 (398 amino acids)
Biological process (GO): nickel cation transmembrane transport
Cellular component (GO): plasma membrane
Molecular function (GO): nickel cation transmembrane transporter activity
Source: RefSeq, a predicted model, not a curated record